AUGCGACUGCUCAACAAACAGACGUUCGAAAUCGAGUCCUUCCUGGAUGACGAGGUGCCGCCGUACAUCAUCCUCUCGCAUCGAUGGAGCGGCGCGGAAACCUCCAUGCAAGAGUUUGCCCUUCAAAGACGUCUCAGUCGUGAUCAGUGGUCACCAGGCACAGCGAAAGUGCUCACCUUCUGCGAACACAUCCGGUCUUAUGAAGAACAGUACGUGUGGGUAGACACUUGCUGCAUCGAUAAGUCCAGCAGCGCAGAGCUACAGGAGGCUAUCAACUCGAUGUUCAAAUGGUAUCACCAGGCCGAGCAGUGCGUUGUCUACAUGCACGACGUGGACGUCACGGCCGGGGAUCCGGGAGAUAAACACUCGAGGUUAGAGGCCCAAUUGAAACGAAGCCAGUGGUUUUCUCGAGGCUGGACACUCCAGGAACUUCUUGCUCCGCGAAAGAUCGUCUUCGUGGAUUUUAGGUGGACACAAAUGGGGUCUCGAGAAGAUUUUAAAGUCAUUCUUCACCAAAUCACACGCAUCAAUCCUUCCUACCACGGUGACCCAGCAAAAAUACAUUUGGCACCAGUCGCCGAGCGAAUGUCAUGGCUAAGCCUGAGGAAGACUUCGAGGGUGGAAGACAUGGCAUAUUGCAUGCUGGGAGUUUUUGAUGUCAACAUGACUAUGCUGUACGGAGAAGGGUCGAAGGCUUUCAUCCGACUGCAGAAAGAGAUCAUCCAGAACAUCGACGACGAGUCGAUCUUUGUCUGGCAGCCAGUGCAAAACGCAGCCGACGAAAAGUCUUGUAUCCCCGUGUUGGCUCCAGAGGCAGCCUGCUUCUCCGUGUGCCGAGAAGUCACUAUUACCAAGAGCGUCUAUCUCAAUCGCGACCCCUACCGGUGGACAAACAAAGUUCUCCGGAUAUGA
Zasmidium cellare ATCC 36951 is the source of this 912-nucleotide messenger RNA. RefSeq lists its product as uncharacterized. NCBI's taxonomy places the organism in Eukaryota, Fungi, Ascomycota, Dothideomycetes, Mycosphaerellales, Mycosphaerellaceae. The coding region runs from base 1 to 912 and encodes 303 amino acids. The transcript is spliced from 2 exons. The record is from RefSeq and is a predicted model, not a curated record.